Camelus dromedarius (Arabian camel) is the source of this 4021-nucleotide messenger RNA. RefSeq names its product signal regulatory protein beta 2 (gene SIRPB2). The record is from RefSeq and is a predicted model, not a curated record. The coding region runs from base 91 to 1083 and encodes 330 amino acids. Gene Ontology annotation, cellular component: plasma membrane. The transcript is spliced from 5 exons. NCBI's taxonomy places the organism in Eukaryota, Metazoa, Chordata, Mammalia, Artiodactyla, Camelidae.
AACACUUCCCCAAGUAGCCUUGGCCAUGAGAAGCAGAAAAAGCCUUGUCCAAGACCCCACUUCAGAGUCCAGCCUCCAGCAGAGGGUAGAAUGGCAGACAGUCUAGGGGACCACAGGCGGUGCCCUGUGGCCCUUUUGAUGCCCACCCCUCCCUGCCUGGCUCACUCACCUCCCUGCUCCCGGCUGCUGGCACUGCUCCUUGUCCUCUCAGGACCUUCUGAGCAGAGCAACGGGGAUGAGUGGCAGGUGCUGCAGCCCGAGGGCCCCAUGCUAGUGGCAGAAGGUGAGACCCUCCUGCUUAGGUGUACAGUAGUCGGAUCCUGCACCGACGACAUGAUAAAAUGGAUCAAGGUGAGCAAUCAGGACCAACAGGAAAUUUAUAACUUCAAACAUGGCCUCUUCCCCGGAGUGAUGCCUGUAAUCCAGAAGACACUGGAGCCACUUAACUGCGACUAUUCCAUCUAUAUCCACAAAGUCACCAGGGAGCAUGCUGGAACCUACCACUGUGUGAGGUUUGAUGGCUUGAGUGAGCACUCAGAAAGGAAGCUGGGUGAGGGCACCUCAGUGCUUGUGAAGGGAGCUGGAGACCCAGAGCCAGACCUCCGGAUCAUCCAACCCCAGGAGUUGGUGUUGGCAACCACUGGAGACACUGUCUUCCUGAACUGUACGGUGCUUGGAGAUGGUCCCUCGGGACCCAUCAGGUGGUUUCGGGGCACUGGUCUGAGCCGGGAGGCCAUUUACAACUUUAGAGGCAUUUCCUCCCCCAAUGUGACAGCGGUCCAGGCCUCCAACAGCGAUUUCAGCAUUCUUCUGCAUGACAUCUCCACUGAGUCUGCAGGCACUUAUUAUUGUGUAAAGUUUCAGAGGCAACCCAGCAGGCAAUACCAAUCUGGACAGGGCACCAGGCUCAGAGUGAAAGCAAAGCGCACCUCUCCCAAAGAGUCAGAAUUCACCAGUGAACGUGUAGUCAAGAUGUCUCCAUCAGGCCUCCUGUCCAUGCUCACACUUGUGGUCCUGGGGCUGAAGACAGUGACCUUGGCUGUACUUCUGCUGGUCCUGGUUGCCCGCCGGAGGAGCCCUUGACAAGAAGAUGUCAAAACUUCAGGCCCAGCAGAGCUGUGCUCAUCUUAGCAUGGGGUGUUGGAUGAGGGGUCAGCCCCAGAGUGGAUCCUCUGAGUCAGAGAGGGCUCAGGGCUCCCCAGCCACUUCUCUGUCUCCAGUUCCAACCUCUAGAUGCCCCCAGACCACGUGACGAACUCCGGGAUCACUACACCUGAUUUCAGUUCACUUGGUGUAAUUCCCCAUUGGGUGCUGGGCUCCCCUCUGAUGUGCCUUCCUCUCUCUUCUCAGCCUGUUCAAGCCCUCUUUGUCCUUCAAGGCCUUGCCCAGGUCUCUCUCAAGGCCCCUGUCCCUGCUGCAGCCCCUUCUGGAGUGCCCACCCCCUUGCUCUCUGCUCCAUAUUUUCUCAUUCUUCAAGAUCCAACUUGGAGUCCUUCCCAAAAGGUUUCCCUGAGCGUCUCUGAGCUUGCCCAGCCAGACCACCUGUGCCCCUCCAUCCACAUCCUUCUCUCCUCUUUUCCUGCCUUCUUUUCUUCCCUGCUGUGGCUGGCCUGGGUGGCUGUAAUAGUUAGAAUACAGAGUUGACAACUUUAACAAAACUGUUAAGUAACAGUGGGUCAAACAGUGACUCGAGAAAGUUGGUUUCGGUAGUAAUUUUCAAGCAUAAGAAAGCCAGGCAAUUAGGGGGAACCCUGGUAUUGAGACCCAGGAUUCUUUGAUCUUGUUGCUACCAGGUCCACAUCCCAGGCAGAAAGACCAGGGAAGGAGGCAGUACAGGGGAGCAUGACAUUUUCUUCCAAGGGCAAAGUUAGAAAUUUGCCUGCAUUAUAUGUAAUUGGCUGGAAUGUUGUCACAUGGUCACACCUAGCUGCAAGAAGGCUGGGAAAUGUAGUCUUUAUUCUGGCAAGAGUGUGCCCAGCUGAAAUCUGUCACUGAACCAGAGAGUUAAUAUCAAUAGAUAACCAGUGACGUCCACCUCCGUGGCAUAGAGGCAGCUUCUUCCUUGUUCCAUGGGACACCUGAGUUCAGUUCCGAGCAGAAAUGGCACCUCUUUGUACCACCUCCUCCACUAGGGCAGCAUGAUGAAGGGGAGUAGUUCUCAGGAAAAGGAUAUCUUUCUCCCCAGGGGAUAUAUGACAAUGGCUAGAGACAUUUUUGGUUGUCACAACUUGGGGGGGGCACUGUUGCCAUCUAGUGGGUGGAGGUCCAAAAUGCUGCUGAAUAUCCUAUAAUGCACAGGGCAGACCCCACAACCAAAAAGUUACCUGGCCCAAAGUAUCAGUAGUACUGAGGUUGAGAAGCUCUGGUGUAGGUGAAGCAGGCAUGCCCUGGAGUCAGACACGUCUGAUUUCUAAUCUUGAUGCUCCUACUCCCUCCCUGUGUGCCAUUAGUAACAAAUCAGUCAUUGCACCUCUUAGAACAUUAGGGAAAAUAAAGUGGACUCUGCAUUGUAUAAGAAAUGAUUCAAUUCAGCAUUGACUGAGGGCUUCCUAGGUGCCGAGUGCUCUGUGUAUGGUCGGUGCACGAGAACUCCCUUUUCUCUUUCCACGCAAACACUUAUUAGCACCUACCAUGUGGGGAAGUGGAGCAGUCUGGAUUUUUUUUGUUAUAACAAACAGGAAAACAGCUUGAACAAAACUAAGCCUAAGGGGCCAUUAAUUUAGUCUCAUGUUUUAUGCCAGUUUCAGUGUAUCUUGAUGACCAGUGUUGUGGGUGGACCAGCCCAUGUUGUUCUUAUUAUGAUUGCAAGAUGCCCUUCAGUGAUAGCCAUCACGGAACUCUGAAAAAAUAGUUUAUUACUUAUAAGACCUGUAAAUUACACAGCACUCCUGGAGGAGGUGAGGCGGGGGCAUGUCACACAGCGAGGUGGUUGACGUGGUCGAGGUCGAGGUCAAAGUUAGGGAGAGAGAGAGGAAUGGAGGGAGGGAGAGAGAGGGAAGAGAAAGCGCGCCUGAGGUUCUGUUUUAUUGGGUUUGGUGGGCUCACUAUUGGUGAAUUUAAAACAUAAAAGCAAGAAUUUAAAGUACAGGAAGAGAGGGGAAGGGUGUAGCUCAGUGGUAGAGUGCAUGCUUAUCAUGCACAGGGUCCUGGGUUCAAUCCCCAGUACCUUCAUUUAAAAAAAAAAAAGCCUAAUUACCUCCCCUCCAAAAGAGAAGAUACAAGUAAGCAAAUAAUAAAUAAAGUUUUUAAAAACAUGACUGUGAAUUACAUCUCAAUAAAGCUGUUUAGAAAAAUAAAAAUAAAGUGCGGAAAGAGAAAAAAAAAAAGUAGCUCAAAUGAUGGGUUAUUGAAAUCAACCAAGAUCGCUAAAACAAAGGAGCCUCAGUUUGGGGAGGAGCCUGACUCCUUAUCUAACGUGAGGCUGGCAAUGUGUUUAUUGGAGAUAAACACACGGAAGGGGAUGCCUCCUUGAAAUGGACACUUCUGGAAUCAAAGCUUAAAUCAGACAGUCGCAUUACAAAAAAGGAAAAAGAAACAACUGUCAGGGUUUACACUGCACUGAGAAUUGAAUAAAUCAUUGGAUUACCAGACAUCAAAAGAAAAGGGUAGAUAUAAUAAAUUGAAUAAUUUGACCCCACAAAAGAUAUCCAAGUCCUAACCCCUGGAACCUGUGAGUGUUUCCUUAUACGGCAAAAAGGACUUUGCAGAUGUGAUUAAGGAUCUUAAAGCGGGGAGGUUGUCCUGAAUUAUCCAGGUGGACCCUAAAUGCAAACACAAGUGUCCUGAUUUGACUAAGAAGAGAAGGAGAAGGCAAUGUGACCACAAAGGCGGAGAUGGGAGUGAUGUGGCCACAAGCUAAAGAAUGCUGACAGCAAGAAUCUGGAAGAAGCAAGGAACAGAUUCCCUCAGUGCCUCCCGAGGGAGGAUGGCCCCCUAGCACCUAAAUUUCAGCCCAGUGAUACUGAUUGUAGACUUUUAGCCUCCAAAGCUACGAGAGAAUAAACUUCUGCUGUUUUAUGUA